Molecule: messenger RNA, 1237 nt
Organism: Candidula unifasciata
Lineage: Eukaryota; Metazoa; Mollusca; Gastropoda; Stylommatophora; Geomitridae
Source: the annotation of a GenBank genome assembly
AUGGCGGCAUCCAGAAGAUGGUUCCACCCAAAUAUCAGCGGCCAGCAGGCAGAGAAACUGCUCAUGGAAAAAGGACAAGACUGGAGCUUCUUGGCCCGACCCAGCAGUACAGAGGGAGCCUACACUUUGUCAAUCAGGCGCAACGGAGAGGUCACACAUAUAAAAAUUCAGAACACGGGAGACUCGUACGAUCUCUAUGGGGGAGAGACAUUUGCCACACUCUCAGAACUGGUACAGUAUUAUAUGGAAAAUCAAGAACAGCUGAAAGAGAAGAAUGGCACUGUCAUCAAACUGAAGUAUCCCAUGGCAUCAGUUGACCCCACACCAGAAAGGUGGUUCCACGGUCACCUGACUGGCCGGGAAGCAGAAAAUCUGUUGAGGGAAAAGGGCAAGAACUCUAGUUUUCUUGUGAGAGAGAGUCAGAGCAAACCUGGCGACUUUGUUAUAUCUGUUAAAUGUGAGGACAAGGUCACGCAUGUCAAGAUUCGAUGCCAGGGCAACCAGUAUGAUGUCGGCGGAGGGGAGAAGUUUGACUCCUUGACAGAGCUCGUGGAACAUUACAAGAAGAGUCCAAUGGUGGAAACUUCAGGCACAGUAGUUUAUAUAAAGCAUCAACUCCAGCAGGCUGAGUUUGUGGGCAUGCGUUACUCUAGAGAAAAGGGAAGCAGGCCAGAGAAUAAGGCGAAAAAUCGAUAUAAGAAUAUUCUACCAUAUGAUUACACAAGAGUGCUCUUAACUGACGGGAAUGAGGAUCUUGGCACCGAUUAUAUCAAUGCUAAUUAUAUCACCUGGACGGAUGAUGACCAAUUGAUAGAGCCAAAGAGGAAAUACAUUGCUACCCAAGGACCGUUACCUGGCACAAUGUUGGAUUUCUAUCGCAUGAUCUGGCAAGAAGGGUCAAGAGUCAUUAUUAACUUGGCCAGGAUAACAGAAAGAGGAAAGACACAGAUAAACAUCUACUGGCCCACAGAAGAGGAGAACUCCGAGAAGCUGUUUAUAUUUGAAAGUCAGGCCGACAGCAGUGGCAGGAAGGAGUUCAUUAGUCAGUACCGGGUGAAGCUGAUCAGUGAAACCGGAGACAAGACCUACAUUCGUCGGGAAAUGUUGCUGAGUAAAGAAGACAAGGAUGGAAAGGGCCACAUGGGAAUCAACAACCUCUUGGAGUCUCUGCCCAGCCCUGGUCCGGUUGUUGUCCACUGCAGGUUUGGCUUCUCACAUUUAUUAAAUAUGCUCUUAG